Chironomus riparius is the source of this 588-nucleotide messenger RNA. NCBI's taxonomy places the organism in Eukaryota, Metazoa, Arthropoda, Insecta, Diptera, Chironomidae. The record is from the annotation of a GenBank genome assembly.
AUGCAAGCCAUAAAGUGUGUAGUUGUCGGUGAUGGCGCAGUCGGUAAGACCUGCCUUCUUAUUAGCUACACCACAAAUGCAUUUCCUGGGGAGUACAUCCCAACUGUGUUUGACAAUUAUUCAGCAAAUGUUAUGGUUGAUGGAAAGCCGAUCAAUUUGGGACUAUGGGAUACAGCUGGUCAAGAAGACUACGAUCGACUCCGUCCACUAUCGUAUCCACAAACUGAUGUCUUUCUGAUUUGCUUCUCAUUAGUUGGUCCAGCGUCAUUUGAGAAUGCUCGAGUAAAAUGGUGUCAUGAAGUUCGUCAUCAUUGUCCAACAACUCCAAUUAUUUUAGUCGGAACAAAGUCUGAUUUACGUGAGCAUAAGCAAACGAUUGAAAAGUUGAGGGAGAAAAGACAACAUCCAAUAACUUUUGUUAUCGGUCAAGCGAUGGCGAAGGAAAUUGGAGCUGUAAAGUAUUUGGAAUGUUCUGCAUUAAACCAAAAAGGUUUGAAGACAGUUUUCGAUGAAGCAAUUCGAUCGGUGUUGUGUCCGGAAGUGCCAAUUAAGAAACCUAAAAAGGCAAAGGGUUGUGAAAUGCUGUGA